Molecule: messenger RNA, 795 nt
Organism: Metopolophium dirhodum (rose-grain aphid)
Lineage: Eukaryota; Metazoa; Arthropoda; Insecta; Hemiptera; Aphididae
Exons: 6
Coding region: 1-795 (264 amino acids)
Source: RefSeq, a predicted model, not a curated record
AUGACGAAGUUUAAUGAUCUUCUGACAGCCGCUGCACGUAGAGCUUUAGACAGCGCUUCAGAUAAUCUGAGUGUUGCACCUAAAAAUGUUUAUCCAGAAUUAGUAAAACCUCUCCUGCCAAGUGUUUCAAACACUGAUGUGCCUAGUACAAGUAACAACUGUAUUGUGUUUGAAAGGACUGAAGUUAAGUCAUCUUAUGUGUAUGAAUUAAAUACAGAAGAAGACAUGGAUAUUUCAUUGAUAUCUGUUGGUCAAGGCUCACAAAAAAGUGAAAAUAUACAUAAACAGGAAUUGGCUGGUUGUAAUAAUAGUGCAAAUGAUGAAGAUGAUAUAGCAUCAUUGUUGCCAGUUGAUUCAUCUUCCACUUCACCAUCCAUAAACAUAGAAAGCACUUCUGAUACAUUCAGUGUUAAAAAACCUUGUAUGAACUCCAAACAUGAAAUAUCACUAAUGGAUGCCAGCAGGAUCCAUACAUCAGAUACUCCACGUCGUCGCUUCCUAAAACGAGAAAUUCAGGCACUAAAGGGUGAACUUGCAAUUAAAGAUAUGAAGCUUAAAACAGUACGACAAACUGUUAGAAGACAGAAAAAGAAAAUUGCAUCAAUAAAAACGAUCAUCACCAAAUUGCAGAAUGAAAACCUCAUAAAUGAAGAUGUUGGCUUCACAUUGUUGGAAUCUUUCGGUAAUAAACAAGAUUUAAUCAUUAAUUGGGCUAAAAAAAAUAUGGGUAAUGGCAUCGAAGACUCCCUUCUUGGCACAAACUUACUUAAAGUGAAAGGUAAUCAAUACAUCUAA